UUUUUCAUUCGUGUCAGCAAAUCAAAGAGUAGAUAAUAAAUUGGCUAUAGAUGAAGAAAAAAAUAAUAAAUUGGGUUUCGAGCAGUUUAAAUACGCCAUUUAAACCGAAGAACAACGAUAUAAUUUUUCUAAAAAUUACAUUUUGCUCAAAAAAUGCCACUCUUUAAGCUGAUAUAUAAAACUUAGAAAUUUGUAUAUAGUUAAACAACGCAAUUUUGAGGCAUAUUACAUUUCUAGUUUUUCGAGCAGAUUUUUAUAAUCAUCUGGCAUCUUUGAUCGUGCAACGUGAUUUCAUGAUUGUUUUGUAAAUAGUAAGAAUCCGGUGGGGCGACUUGAAAUUUUAUUAAUUCAUUUUAUAUUGCCAUGGUUUUGUUGCAGAACAUUUUAUUUAAUUCAUUUCGAAAGUUCCCCCGCAAAUAUCAACGAGGAAAGUUCAUUGACUCACUUCGGUUAUCGGUAAAAGGAGGACAUGGUGGCAAUGGUUUACCGAAAUAUGGUGGCGUUGGAGGUCAAGGUGGUGCGGUGUAUUUUGUCGCCAAAGAAGGCAUAUCGUUAAAGGAUGUUCUGCACAAAUAUCCUAACAAACGAGUCUUGGCCGGUAACGGCGAGGAAAGCAGUAAAGUGCGUAUUCUCGGACGUCGUGGGACAGAUCAACAGGUGCAAGUACCGGUGGGUAUUCAGGUAUUGGAAGAUGAUGGUCCAGUUAUUGCAGAACUAAACGAAGAAGGUAAAAUGUGUUUGGCUGCUGGUGGUGGUAGUGGAGGAUGUUCUGGUAAUUCUUUUCUUGGAAAAGCUGGGCAAGGUCGAACGGUAAAAUUAGAUUUAAAGCUAAUUGCCGAUAUCGGAUUGGUCGGAUUUCCCAAUGCAGGAAAAAGUACCUUAGUCAAAGCACUAUCUAAUGCUGAACCGAAAAUUGCCUCUUAUCCUUUUACUACUAUACGGCCGCAAAUUGGAACGAUUGAGUAUGAUGACUACCGCCAAAUUACCAUAGCAGAUCUUCCAGGGCUAAUAGAAGGAGCUCACGCAAAUUUUGGCAUGGGUCAUAAGUUUCUGAAACACGUCGAAAGAACCCGUCUUCUUUUGAUCAUUGUGGACGUGUUUGGUUUUCAGCUAAGUCAAAGUCAUCGGAAAAGAAAUUGUCUGGAGAAUAUCUUUGCGCUCAAUAAGGAAUUAGAGCUGUAUGAUAAGACUUUACUCGAUAAACCAUGCGUGUUACUGGUGAACAAAAUGGACAAGGACAACGCCAUAGAAGAAAUUUGCAAAUAUGACAAAUAUUUCAGUGACCUUCAAGAUGGAUUAGCUCACUGUCCAGAAGAGCUGAUACCGAAUCAGCUUAUGCAUUUAGAACGAGUAAUUCCCAUAUCGGCUAAAUGCUUAAAAGAAGUGGAUAAGGUAAAGCAAAUAGUUCGACAGGUGCUGGAUGAGAAAGCCGAAGAGCAGAUACGUGCUGAGAAAGAUGAUUUGGAUGUGCGGAAUAGACUUCAAAGUAGAAUAAAUGAAAGUGGUCCCAGAGUUGUUUAGCGGAAUGAAAUAUAUUUACUA
Wyeomyia smithii (pitcher-plant mosquito) is the source of this 1542-nucleotide messenger RNA. Its product is annotated as GTP-binding protein 10 homolog. The record is from RefSeq and is a predicted model, not a curated record. Gene Ontology annotation, molecular function: GTP binding; magnesium ion binding; GTPase activity. Gene Ontology annotation, cellular component: mitochondrion. The transcript is spliced from 4 exons. Bases 364 to 1521 code for a protein of 385 amino acids. Lineage: Eukaryota; Metazoa; Arthropoda; Insecta; Diptera; Culicidae.